UGUUCACCAAACAAGCUGCAUGCAAGGAAGGGCAGCAAGCAGCCUCAACCGCAAGAUCUACUCUACAAGUUUCUCCAAACACAACAAUGGUCGCAGAUGGAGGGAAUGUCCACGGUCUAACGUUGUACCCCCCCACUGAUGAGACACCCUCCCCACCCGACCCCAGACCCUCCUCUGUACUGUCUCGGGCUGGCCCUGAAGAGAGGCGUUCCCUGCAUCGGCCUCCACAUGUUGAGGACUGAGGACUUGGACAAGCUUCUUUCUACACGGCUGGUGUGAUUUGGCUCCAGGGUGGUUUUUGUCUGUUUUCAUCUCGGCAUCAAAGUAAGAGUCGGGUGUGAAAGUUUGUGUGAAGUGUGCAUGCGGAAAGUUGCCCUCCAUGCGAUUGAAGCCUCGUGUAGAAAUGUUUGCGCAUCCCGCCGUCUGGUUUCAUCUCCUGGCACUCCUCCACCCUCUGGUCGGGGCCUCCAUGGACUCCUGCUACGACGCGGAGGGCGCCCCCGGCCGCUGCAUGCCCAGGUUUGAGAACGUGGCCUUCAAUCGCAGCGUGGAGGCGUCCAACGUGUGCGGCUCGCCGCCCGAGGAGUACUGCAUGCAGACGGCGUCCGAUCGUUCGUGCCACACCUGCGACUCGUCGGACCCGAACCUGAGCCACGGCGCCGCCUUGCUGACGGACUUCCACAGAAACGACGAGUCGACGUGGUGGCAGAGCCAGUCCAUGCACUUCGCAGUCCAGUAUCCGAACUCUGUCAACCUCACACUUCGCCUGGGUAAGAGAACCGCAACACAACCUGAUUUCAAUGUUUUGCUUUUUGGCAACCUGUUCCGUAAAACCGUUCAACCUCAAAAAUUAUGA
Messenger RNA from Entelurus aequoreus (snake pipefish), 856 nucleotides. RefSeq names its product laminin subunit gamma-3-like. The transcript has 2 exons. Bases 380 to 856 code for a protein of 158 amino acids. Lineage: Eukaryota; Metazoa; Chordata; Actinopteri; Syngnathiformes; Syngnathidae. The record is from RefSeq and is a predicted model, not a curated record.